UUAUUUCCCAUUCAAAAUUGCAAUACAACAAGCCUUGCUGGUAAGCGAGGUAUCUUGCAUAUAUAUAGCUUACCUCUUUGUUCUCCUAGACCUAAUAUAUUCUUCACAUGUUCCUUCUUACUUUCAACUUGAAUGUCUUUUGCAAAGUAUAAUUCUCAUCGAAAAGAAACAAUGGCAUCCUUCUCCAAGUUACAAAAUGACAUGCCUGAUGAAACAUCCAUAGAAGUAAGUUACUGCCCGCACCCUUCAUCUCUCAUUCCGCUCUAAAUUUCAGUCGAAAAACCUCCCUUUGCCAGCAUGAUUGAUUAACCUUGGUCUUGAGUUCCAAGUUACCAUCUCAAUCUUUCUCAUCAAAACUCACAUAGCAUAAGCUAACUGUAUGCUAGGAGAAUAUCAAUGGCCUAGCUAUUGAUAAGUUGGCUGUGCCUGAUUCAGAACUAGCCUCUGCUGUUUGGGAGAGCACAUCCAAGUGGCUUCCUCGACGAAAUGAUGAUUGCGACUUUUGGUGGCAGUCAACCGGUCCUCAACUUGGUGCCCUACUUUUUCAUGCUGGAUACAGUGUCGCUCAGCAGUACGAGGGCUUGCUAUUCCACUAUCAUGUUCUUGUACCGCGCCUUGGUCCUCGCCCAACAUCGUCUUCCCUCGCUGGCGGGUCACCAUAUAAAUGGAAGUCCUUCAUGCAAGACGACUUUAAGCCAAUCGAAUACAGUUGGAAAUGGGACACUGGAAAAUUGUUGUCGAACGGAAACAUGUCGAAGCCUGAUCUCAGACUGGUUAUUGAGGCAAUUGGUCCGCUCACCGGAACAACACAGGAUCCUCUCAACCAGGUCGCCACCGGAGAAAUUCUUCGCGAGCUAGACUCCGUAAACCCCAAAGUAGACUUGACUUGGUUUCAUCAAGUGUCUCGUGCUAUAUUUGGAGACGUAGAUGUCACUGGAGCUAAGGAUCAUAUCCAAGCAGCAGAUCUGGCCGAUGUGGGCAGUUCGUCAAUGUUUCUUGCCUUUCAAUUUCUCAAAGGCGACCCCAAGAGCGAUUCUCCCAUCAAGGCUUACUUCAUGCCACCAGGAUGGGCAAAGUCGAGAGGAACUGACAAUCGAGCCCACGAAAAAAUCAUAGCAGCCAUUCGAAGCCUCGGACAUAAAGAUAAGCAUGAAUGGACCACGCUAGAUCAAUUGUUGUCGUUUUUCAAUGAUAACGAGAAUGGAAGACAAUUGUCUACUCCUUUCAUAGUCUCAACCGAUUGCAUGAUAUCUUCAGAAUGUCGAUUGAAGAUAUAUGUUCGUACACCUAGAGCUAGCUUCGAUUCUGUUGUAGAUAUUCUUAGCAUGGGGGGGAAACGAGCAGGAUUCGAGAAGAACUUUCAGGAACUCAAGGAUCUUUGGCGCUUAACCUUUGACCUUCCAAUUGGAUUUUCAACAUCGGAGGAUCUACCCCUACGAGAGCAUGGCACCAGUGGCAUGUGCUACCAUUUCGAAAUUCACCAAGCAAACGCGCUUCCAGACGUCAAGCUAUACAUACCAACCAAGCACUAUGGACAGUCAGACAUGAAAGUUGCUAAAGGACUCACCAAAUACCUUGAGCUUUAUGGGCGAGGAACUUAUGCGGCCGACUACAUGAAAGCAUUAAAGCAAUUGGCACCUCUCCAUCAGCUUGAGACCUCUUCUGGUGUCCAAUCGUACAUAUCUUGUGCAUUGGAGAAGGAAAGUUUAAGCCUCACGACCUACUUUAAUCCUUGCAUCCCUUUGGAGAUUAGAGAUCUUUUGUUAGUAAAUUGAUAAUUGGUGGGGUGGAGGGUUGAUCGAUAUUGACAGGAUUUCAUGACGACCGGAUUCUUGAUAUAAGGACAUGCGACAUGUGAUUGGUGAUCGCAUGCGCUAGAUUAUUACUUACUUUACCUGGAGUAGAGAAAUUAGAUAGAUCCUUCAAAUUAGAGAAUCCUCUA
Botrytis cinerea B05.10 is the source of this 1942-nucleotide messenger RNA. It is a transcript of the gene Bcdmats2, whose product is annotated as Bcdmats2. Gene Ontology annotation, biological process: alkaloid metabolic process. The record is from RefSeq and is a predicted model, not a curated record. Gene Ontology annotation, molecular function: transferase activity, transferring alkyl or aryl (other than methyl) groups. The coding region runs from base 678 to 1775 and encodes 365 amino acids. Lineage: Eukaryota; Fungi; Ascomycota; Leotiomycetes; Helotiales; Sclerotiniaceae. The transcript has 2 exons.